Molecule: messenger RNA, 648 nt
Organism: Heterocephalus glaber (naked mole-rat)
Lineage: Eukaryota; Metazoa; Chordata; Mammalia; Rodentia; Bathyergidae
Gene: Neurog3
Product: neurogenin 3
Biological process (GO): axon development; sensory organ development; positive regulation of transcription by RNA polymerase II
Cellular component (GO): nucleus
Molecular function (GO): E-box binding; DNA-binding transcription factor activity, RNA polymerase II-specific; protein dimerization activity
Source: RefSeq, a predicted model, not a curated record
AUGGCGCCUCAGCCCUUGGGUGCGCCCUCUAUCCGAGUGACCCGCGAGACCGAGCAGCCCUUCCCUGGAGCCUCAGACAACGAAAUACUCAGCGCCGCGUCUGCCCCACCCAGCCCCACGCUCACUCCACGGGACCGUGCGGAGCCAGAAGCAGGAGGCUGCCAAGGGGCUGCAAGGAAGCUGCGCGCGCGGCGCGGAGGGCGCAGCCGGCCCAAGAGCGAGUUGGCGCUGAGCAAGCAGAGACGGAGUCGUCGCAAGAAGGCCAACGACCGCGAGCGCAAUCGGAUGCACAACCUCAACUCUGCACUCGACGCGCUGCGCGGUGUCCUGCCCACCUUCCCCGACGAAGCGAAGCUCACCAAGAUCGAGACUCUACGCUUCGCACACAACUACAUCUGGGCGCUGACUCAGACGCUGCGCUUAGCGGACCACAUCUUCUAUCGACCGGAAGCGCCCGCGGCGUCCUGCGCGGAGCUGGGCAGUCCAGAGGGCGGCUCCCCUGGGGACUGGGGCUCCCUCUACUCCCCGGUUUCCCACGCUGGCAGCCUGAGCCCCGCCGCCUCUCUAGAGGAGCGUCCCGGGCUGCGGGCGCCUACCUCUCCAGCCUGCCUGCACUCCGGCGCCCUGGCGUUCGCAGACUGCCUGUGA